AUGCAUAUCCUCCCGAACGGUUCGCGGGUCAUGUCGGCCACGCGACUUCUCGUACUCGACGGUCAGCGAGUGCUCAAGAUGUACCCUCCGCUUGUAGACGUGCAAUCCAUCGUCGACAACAUGCGUCUGGCCUCCGGUAUUCUCCCGGUGGCAAGGGUCCAUGAGUUCGGCCGCUCUGGCAACUGUGGCUAUAUCCUCAUGGACUUCAUCCAAGGCCAUGUCCUCGCUACCGUCUUCCACCAGUAUGGUGCCCACGCCGCCGCCAUUGUCGAACCGCAAAUACUGGAGAUAUCCCGUCGGUUGUCCAGCAUCGGUCUCGCUCAUAAUGACCUCGAAGAUAGGAACAUUAUAGUAGACGAUGAAUGGCGCAUCGUCGGCAUCAUCGACUGGGAUUUCAGCGCACCAGCAGUGCGAUCAACCGAUUACCGUUAUCGCUUGGAUCCCUACUCCGUGUCUGUUCAGCGCUGGUCGUAUGCCUUCCUCAGGGAUUGUGACGGUUUUGGAGCCUCCUUGGACGCCAAUCCUGUUGGAGGGACGAGUAAGCUGGGUCGUUACGGCCAGCCUCUCAUUGAUACCGCAAGACUUGGUGUCGUACCGCUGUCGCAGCGCGUAAUACGGCCUUGGUCCGACUUCCUUCAGACUCUAUACCCCUGGCCCGAUGCAUUCCGCGUUGCUCUGGUGUUAUUUGACUCUGAGCAUAUCUUAUUGCCUUUCUUGCAAAGAGAUCCCGAAGCAACACCAAAGAUUAGACUAUGCGCGGUUGUGACAGGAUGUCGGCCUUUGUCACCAUCCGUCAGGUCCCAGCUCCAUCCCCAAAGUCUCGUCGUCGAGGCCUUCCUUGGGCUUGACCACCGAACCACGCGUGAGAUGUUCAUACCGCGGGUUGCAUCGACGAAGCCGGACGCUAUCCUCAUCGUCGGUUCACGCAGUCAGUCGAUACGCAAUCUCGUGCGAGACAUUGCAUCGGUGCCGUAUUCGCUCGCAGGGCCGGACUUACCCCCAGGGCAAAAACCUCGUCGCCCACGCCCACAGGCGCUGUAUCUGUCGUCCAGUAUUCGCUCGCUCGCCGACGGGAAGACCCACGAUGUCGUGAGCGCCCUGGAGGAAUACUCUCACAACCCAGCAGUCCCUUCGAACCUUGAACUCCGCGUGCGAGUGCGCGCCCUGUUUCCUAGUCGGCCCAACGACACACCUACCUUCUUCUCGGAGAACAAGCGACUGGAUAUUCCAAGCGGCCUUCAAGCGGCUAGCCUCCGGGGUGCGCUACAGGACCAGGUGCACGCGAUUGAAGCCGGAGGAGUUCUCGCAUUGAUGGAACAUGGGGCCGAGCACCGUUAG
This is a messenger RNA of Rhodofomes roseus, 1338 nucleotides long. RefSeq lists its product as uncharacterized. The record is from RefSeq and is a predicted model, not a curated record. The coding region runs from base 1 to 1338 and encodes 445 amino acids. The transcript has 2 exons. Lineage: Eukaryota; Fungi; Basidiomycota; Agaricomycetes; Polyporales; Fomitopsidaceae.